Molecule: messenger RNA, 855 nt
Organism: Beauveria bassiana ARSEF 2860
Lineage: Eukaryota; Fungi; Ascomycota; Sordariomycetes; Hypocreales; Cordycipitaceae
Product: U-box domain-containing protein
Exons: 3
Coding region: 1-855 (284 amino acids)
Biological process (GO): positive regulation of proteolysis; protein polyubiquitination; cellular response to misfolded protein
Cellular component (GO): cytoplasm
Molecular function (GO): ubiquitin protein ligase activity; protein-folding chaperone binding
Source: RefSeq, a predicted model, not a curated record
AUGUCGCGUGCGCUCCAGCUCAAGGAGGAAGGCAAUCGCCUCUUCCAAAAGGGCAACUACGUCGGCGCCGAGAGCCUCUAUUCACAAGCCAUCAUUGAGGACCCCAAGAACCCUGCGCUCUACACCAACCGCGCCAUGGCCCGCCUCAAGCUCUCCCUCUGGGACUCCGUCAUCACCGACUGUCAGUCCGUGUUCGCCCUCCCCGUCGCCGGCGCCGGCGCUCCCGCCUCCCACCUCAAGGCCCACUACUACACGAGCCAGGCGCGCCUCGCCAUCGACGACCCCGACGGCGCGCUUUCCGCCGGCCUCGCCGCCCACGCCCUCUGCGUCGCCACCAACGACAAGUCACUCGCCGCCGUCACCGCCGUUGUGCUGCGCGCGAAGAAGGCGCGCUGGGAGCGCCGCGAGAAGCGCAGGGUGAGGGGGGAACAGUCGCUGGAGAGGGAGAUGCUUGAGCUGCUGAGGGCGGAUGUCUCGGCGGCAGCGGCGGCGGCGGCGGCGGCCGGGGAGGAGGUGGAUGAGACUGAGAGGGCCGCAAUGGAGGAGGAGGCCAGGGAGAAGGAGGAAAGGCUAAUGGCGGUGUUUGAGCGGUCCAGGAAGCUGGCGGGUGAGGGUCUGCGCGAGGUGCCGGACUGGGCGAUUGAUGAUAUUUCGUUUGGCUUCAUGGUUGAUCCGGUCAUGACGAAAACGGGCAAGUCGUACGAGCGCGCAUCCAUCAUGGAGCAUCUUCGACGACAUCCCUGUGAUCCGUUGACGCGAGAGCCCCUCGUCGCAUCCGACCUGCGGCCGAAUAUGGCUCUGCGGCAGGCCUGCGAGGACUUUCUCAAGGACAAUGGCUGGGCCGCCGACUGGUAA